AUGGAGGGUGAUUUUAGGUAGGUAACUUAUUGUCGGUAUUUAUGGAUAUGCUAUUUAUGAAUGAUUAUAUACAUUUGACCAAUAUAAAAAGAUUAUACAAUAUAUCUCCUCUAGUGACCUGGACUCUUAUCCCACACGCGGUGUAUAUGGCAGCUUUAGUGAAGAUAAAUGGCAGGCUAGUUAAUGCUAUUUGACUCAUAGAUAUUUUUAAUGGUAAUGAGGACAAUAUUACCUUUCGAGGAUGCUUUAUUAUCUUAAAUGGCCAAUCUUUUCAUUUCCCAUUUAUUGAAUUCGUUAUCUUAAUAACUUAGAAUUUCUGACACAGGAUUUUCCAGUCUAAAGGGGUUCCUAGUAUGGAAUUGUAGUUGGCCACCUUUCUGCACGAUAGAAUACUUCAGAUUUUUCAAUUAACACGCUCAAAAGACUAUAUAUCUAUAGGCAUCUUACAAACAGUAAUUAUAUCUCUGUCUCACUAAAACCUCUCUGCGCUCAAACAAUUUGUUCACGAAACAUGAGGAACGAGCAGGUUCUCUCAGUUGAUAUUAAUGCUGAAGGUGCUGCAGGCGUCAGCAUCUUGGUUGUGGAUUGUGAUUCGGCAUGUCUUGCAAUUGUAUCAAAAAUGCUUUAUAUAUCUGGAUAUAAAGUCAUCACUGCUAAACGGGCCACUGAUGCAUUGCACAUUCUACGGGAGCGACAGUAUGAGCUUGACCUUAUUCUGACAGAAGUGCACUUGCCUGAUAUGGAUAAAUACGAGCUCCUUGAGACAAUGGCAGAAGUUUCCUGCUUGCCAAUUGUGAUUCUUUCAGCUGAUGACGAUGAAAAUGCCAUGUUAGGCUGUCUGUUCAAAGGGGCCGUGUUCUAUCUUCUGAAACCGAUCACCAUGAACGAUGUAAAAAGUCUUUGGCAGUUUUCAUGUGUGAAGAACCGGAAGAACAAUGUGGCUACUGAAGGAUCACAUAGCUAUCAUGGCCACUCAACUCCUGAGAUUGCGUCAAAUGAGGCUUCGGAGUGUUUAUCAGUUUUAGAUACUAGCCAGCAGAAUGCCCAGAAGAGCGAAGGAAAAGAACUACAAGAGAUGGAUAAAGACGAGGAAGCUACGGUCACUUCAACUUUCCCAAAGAAGCCAAAGCUAAUUUGGACUAAUGAGCUGCACGACAGAUUCUUGCAAGCUAUCCGGAUACUAGGCAUUGAUAGUGCUCAUCCGAAGAAAAUACUUAAGCAUAUGAAUGUACCAGGGCUGAGAAAAGAAAAUAUUUCAAGCCACUUGCAGAAAUAUCGUCUUUCCUUGAAGCGGGAACAAGAAGCGAUCCAGAAGACCAUGUACAGAGAUGACCAUUAUCCACCAUGGAAUUUAGAGACGGGAACUUGUGAAUUCCUGAAGGCACAAUUCUUGAUGACAAGAAGUCAACCAGAAUUCAGAAGCUAUGCUGAGAGUCAGCGGAAUCUCCAUGGUUGCUUGACGCCCGUGCCUUCCCUUGGUUCUGCAAAUUAUCAUGUGCAAUUGUCCUCAGAGUGCGAUCAAAUAAAUUCUAACCACAGCAGUUGUAGUCAAGCUGGAAUCAGGAUAAACAAUAAUGAGGAGCUGGAAAGCUUUGAUCAAAUAAGAAUGAAUAAUGUGGAAAAUUUUGGACUUGAAAUUGCAAGUGAUGGUGGUAUAGAUAUUUUGGGAAAUUCCUCACAGCAGCAAGAACAAUAUCUGCUGCCACCACUAUCUCCACUGCCACUGGUAUGGGAGCAACAAGAAGAAGAUGAUGACAUUUUUGGAGCUGACAGAGUAGUAGAAAUAGAUGAGCUAUUAGCAACUUUUUCUAGUGAAAUGUUCUAUGACUAGGUUUAUAAUUAUAUUUUUGUAGGCCCCUAGAAAUGAUGUUUCGGCUGGACAGAAAGAGUUGGUUGCUAGUUGACACUUAGAAGUUGUUGUUAUUAUUUAGUUGACAGAAUGCAUAACUAAACAAGUGAAUUUUAAUCAUUUAAUCGUUUAAGUAAACGUAUGAAUUUUAUUUUUAUAAUUUUUUAAAUAUUUUUA
This is a messenger RNA of Ricinus communis (castor bean), 2026 nucleotides long. RefSeq names its product two-component response regulator ARR14. The coding region runs from base 512 to 1831 and encodes 439 amino acids. The transcript has 5 exons. Gene Ontology annotation, molecular function: DNA binding. NCBI's taxonomy places the organism in Eukaryota, Viridiplantae, Streptophyta, Magnoliopsida, Malpighiales, Euphorbiaceae. Gene Ontology annotation, biological process: phosphorelay signal transduction system; cytokinin-activated signaling pathway. The record is from RefSeq and is a predicted model, not a curated record.